Harmonia axyridis is the source of this 1993-nucleotide messenger RNA. RefSeq lists its product as uncharacterized. Bases 221 to 1813 code for a protein of 530 amino acids. NCBI's taxonomy places the organism in Eukaryota, Metazoa, Arthropoda, Insecta, Coleoptera, Coccinellidae. Gene Ontology annotation, molecular function: ubiquitin protein ligase activity; zinc ion binding; ubiquitin conjugating enzyme binding. The record is from RefSeq and is a predicted model, not a curated record. Gene Ontology annotation, biological process: proteasome-mediated ubiquitin-dependent protein catabolic process; multicellular organism development. The transcript has 2 exons. Gene Ontology annotation, cellular component: cytoplasm.
GUAUCUUCAUCUUGUCAACCUAAAAAUAAAGGAGACUGCAAGCUAAAUUCACAGGUUCUCAAAAAUUCGUUUUACAACAAUAACUUUGCUAUAACUAUAAUACAAAAUGAUCAAAAUAUAAUAAAUAAUAUUCCUCAAUAGCAAUCUAAAUUGCUAAACUUCAAAGACAUCUAGUACUUUUUAGUUUGUUGAUUUAAUAAUUAUAAAUAAAUAAGACAACAUGAAUGAAUGGUGGAAAUUAUUGAAAAACAAUGAACGAAAUUGGAAGUGUCAAAUUUGUACAAAAUAUUUAUCCGUUUUUCCAAUAUAUCAACUUCCUUCUGACGAUAAGGAAUUUGUUUGUGGCAGAUGUUUAAGAAGAAGUAAUCAAGGUACCAGAAGUUUAAACAUAGAAACGAGUAAUUCACAAACCUUAUUUGAGAAUAUCGCUGGGUUUCUUGCAUUUCCAUGUUCUUAUGAUGUUUUUGGAUGUAAGGAAGAGCUUGAAGUCGCCAAAGUUGUAGCACAUGAGGGCUCUUGCCCUUUCAGAAAUGUUAAAUGUCCUCUUAAUAAAAUUCACCAAUCCCUUCUGUCACUUGAAGAAGUAUGCGAUUGGAAGGGUAGUAGCGAUGAUUUGGCUCUUCAUAUAAAAACAUAUCAUAAAAAUUAUUUUCGUGAAGCUCGACAAUUUUCCUUACAUGACAAUAAGACCUCAUUCUAUUUUAUUGAAGAUGGAGAUUAUAUAUUCAUGGUUUUAUUCAUAUACUUGCAACAUGUGAAUAAAUAUCUCGUUCCAGUUUAUUCUACUCUGAAUGAAAUUGAAUGUCGAUAUUUUCGAUACCAGCUGGACGUACGUACUGAUUCAAACUUUUCGGUUUCCUAUCGAAAAGAUUGGGUGGAAACCAUACCUGACCAAAUUUUAGAAGAAAGUUUUGAUAAAAAUGAUAUAAUAUUAGAUGUUACAUAUCUGAAUAAUUUCCUCAAAACAGAUCAUUUCAAUGUAGAAUUGCUGAUUAACAGAAAAAUAAAAAAAAAAACGAAAACUUUGAAGAUGAAGGUUCCACUUAAUUCUGGAACUGUUUUAUCAAGCAAUAAAUACAUUUUAGACGAAGAAAUACUUCAUAAAAUAGAAUGUAUGGUUUGUAAAGAUUAUAUGGUACCACCAAUAUAUUUAUGCAAAGCUGGACACAGUGUAUGUGAUUCUUGCACUAAAAUGAUACAAACAUGUCCCAGUUGUAGGGUUGAAAUGACAAGAAUUAGAAAUUAUCAAUUGGAAGACUUGGUGGAGAGCAUAGACUAUCAUUGUAGAAAUAAAAAAUUGGGAUGCAGCGUUCCAGUUCCACUGCGAGAGUUCAAGAGACAUGAGCAAAAUUGUGAAUACACCGCUAAAGAUUGUAUUAUUGGGUGUCCAUGGCAUGGGAACAAUAUUCAGAUGCUUUCUCAUUUGCGGAAGGAACAUGAACUGCUGGAUCUGGAUGAAGUAAUUAUUUUCAAUAUACGGUCUCAGAGGAGAAAAUUUCUCAAGAUUGUCAUUUACAAUGGUCAUAUAUUCGAAUUUGUUGUUAUCUACGGCAUUUCGUUUCCUUUUAUAUUCAGUUUACAUUGUUUGAGCUACCAUCUCAAAUAUAAGUAUGAAAUACAUCUUCUCGAUAAGUCUGAAAAUAAUCUCGAUAUGAUAGUGAAUAACUUAUGUCCUAUGCUAGACGUUACCUGCGAAAAAUAUAUCGAUGUGAUAGCAGAUGAUGUCAAAAUACCUUUUAAAUUGAUACAACAUUUAAUUGACGACAAUAGUGAGCUAUCUUUGAAACUGACGAUUACAAAUGUUAAAAAGUAGAAGAAACUGUGACUGGCUAUUGCUAUAGUCUUGUAUUUUGUUGUUGUAUUGAAUUUUGUGAAAACUUUUCAUUUAACUGUUUACAUUCUGUGAUUUAUUGUGUCUAAGCGUUUAUUUGUAACUAUAGAUGAACUUCUAUAUUAUUUUUAUAUGAAUUAAAGUUUUACAUAUAUUGCACAA